AUGUUUGGAAAGGAGUCAUGCACCUUCGUAUUAUUCUUGUUGAUCGACUACGUGACUGGUUUAGGUGAAAUAAUUUAUGCCGUCAAUGCAGGCGGUCCGGCUCAUACUGAUAUAUAUGGUAUACACUACGAAAAGGAUCCACUACAAGGAAGAAUAGGCACCGCAUCUGAUUAUGGAAAACAAUUUGUCAUGAUAGGGCGAGUCAAUUCCAAAGACGAAAUUCUUUAUCAAACUGAACGUUACCAUCACAGCACAUUCGGUUAUGAUAUUCCAGCCAAUAAAGACGGCGACUACGUUCUAGUGCUCAAAUUUAGUGAGGUGUAUUUUAAUGCUCCUAACAUGAAAGUGUUUGAUGUUGUGCUAAAUGGUGAUCACACUAUUGUAGCUGAUUUAGAUAUUUUUGAUAAGGUGGGUAGGGGUGUCGCUCACGAUGAGUAUAUUCCGUAUUCUAUUAAGAAUGGUAAACUCUACUACAAUGAUGAAGAGUCUGACAUAAGAGGAGGUAAAAUAAAAGUUGAAUUUAUAAAAGGCUACAGGGACAAUCCUAAAAUAAAUGCUCUGUAUGUAAUGAAAGGUACAAUAGAUGAAGUACCCAAGUUGCCACCCGUAGUGUGGCCUGAAAAUGAGGCGGAAGAGCCCCGGGAAGAAGUGGAGGAAAAAGCUACAAAGUCCCGAAGAGCAAGUGGCCCUAAACAACCUGACCCAUAUUCCAUAGAUGACAGCUCAGUAAUGGUUCCAUUAUUUAUAACGAUCGGUGCUUUCCUUCCACUAUUGUUUUGCCUGUGCAAACUCUAA
Molecule: messenger RNA, 795 nt
Organism: Leptosia nina
Lineage: Eukaryota; Metazoa; Arthropoda; Insecta; Lepidoptera; Pieridae
Source: the annotation of a GenBank genome assembly